Meloidogyne enterolobii is the source of this 1123-nucleotide messenger RNA. NCBI's taxonomy places the organism in Eukaryota, Metazoa, Nematoda, Chromadorea, Rhabditida, Meloidogynidae. The record is from the annotation of a GenBank genome assembly.
UAUGAAUGAAUUGCCUAGUAAUAUUUUUCCAAAAUUAAUAUCCGAUUGGAAUGUUGAUGAAGAUGAAGAGGAUAAUGAAAAUGGAGAAGAAUCUUUAGAGACAACAACAAAUAAUAAUAGAAAUUUAGAUCAAGAUAAAGAACAGAGCAAUGUGCAGACAAUUGUGGAUAGUGUUGAACGCGAUAAAGAAAGGGCACACUAUCAAUGCACACAUAACAAACUUUUAAGUACUUCACACGUUAGAAGAAUUAAAAAUGAGGCACAAUUGGCUUAUGAGAAGCAAGCCCAAUACCAAGAAGAUAUUCAACUUAGAACUAAAAAUUUAAUUAAACAAUUUAGAAAAAGUAUUAGCAGAAUAGUUGAGAUGCAAUGGGGUUGGAAAAACGAUUAUUUUCUUGGAGCCAACAAACGAUUAAAACAGAUGGUUGGUUGCUAUGCUGAAAUUCCAUUAAUACAUUCUGAUGUAUUCUCUGCAAUUUUUAAUCUCAAGCCUCAGGGUGAGGAAGAACGGGCCAAUCAAAUGAUACAACUGCUAAAUGAAUCUUUUAUCAAAAAUAAUUUAUCCAAGCAUUAUCAAACAAUAGGGGAAGUGAAAAGAGAAUUUGGUAUUAAAGCCGAUGGAAAAUAUAAAGAAAUAGAAAUGAUGGAAGAAUUACUUAAAAAUAUUAAAAAAUUAUUUUCUGAGGAGACAUUUACUGAACAUUUACCUAACAGAAUUGAAAGAAUAAUGAGUAAAAUACUUAACUUUAUGAGACAAUUCGAAGAAGGAAGUCUUCGACGCAAAGAAUGGGCAGAGAGGAUGAAUACAAGAAAUAUGAGACAUUUUUUUGACGAAGAUUUUUAUGAGAAUUGGUAUAAUUUAAUUGUAAAGGACCUGGAAAAUGGAAUUAUUGGCACAAUCCAAAAAAUUGAACAAUUAAUUCCUCAACUUUACUCAAAUACAGUAAAUGGCACAGCCAUUAUGGCUGGUUCUACAAUACUUUUUGGCAAUGCUAGUUCUAAGAAUCAAGAAAGAUUGGCAAUGUUUAUGGACGAUUUGCUUGAAUGUAUAUUUAAUGACGUCAAAAAUACGAGUGCUCAAAUGCUUAGAGAAUUUCAAGUUUUUCACCAAAAAAUAAAUUAA